AUGACAAGAGGAAAUCAACGCGAAGUAGAUAGAAUCAGAUCAUCAAAAAGAAAUGACAAAGCAAAACAGAAUAGCACCGUUAAAGAUACUUCAAAGAAUUUGAAUGUUGUUUGCAAAUUAUGUAGACACACUUUUAUGUGCACAGUUAAUCAGUCCAUACUAAAGGAACAUCAUGAGAAGAAGCAUGCGAAACAUGCGUAUGAGGAUUGUUUUUGA
Plasmodium gonderi is the source of this 216-nucleotide messenger RNA. RefSeq lists its product as hypothetical. The coding region runs from base 1 to 216 and encodes 71 amino acids. NCBI's taxonomy places the organism in Eukaryota, Apicomplexa, Aconoidasida, Haemosporida, Plasmodiidae. The record is from RefSeq and is a predicted model, not a curated record. The transcript has a single exon.